Xyrauchen texanus (razorback sucker) is the source of this 4756-nucleotide messenger RNA. It is a transcript of the gene stard7, whose product is annotated as StAR-related lipid transfer (START) domain containing 7. The record is from RefSeq and is a predicted model, not a curated record. The coding region runs from base 37 to 1734 and encodes 565 amino acids. Lineage: Eukaryota; Metazoa; Chordata; Actinopteri; Cypriniformes; Catostomidae. Gene Ontology annotation, molecular function: lipid binding. The transcript is spliced from 9 exons.
AACAGAGAGUUGAGGACAUCGAAAAAAACAAACAAAAUGGAUAAAAAACGGUGGAGCAGCGGAGCCACAAAACGUAAAGCUAAAAAGGAGAAGGAUAGCAGAGAGGUUUUAAUUAGGAGUAAUAUUCCAGCCAUCUCUACUUUUUUCAAAAGUUGGCUCGACGAAAAUAAAGAGCCUGGCGGCGCCGGCGCCUGCGGUGAUGCUGAGUUUAGCACAAUAUCCAGCUUUGCUAUUUUAGAUGAACCUGAGCAUCAGCACCAGCACCAGCACGACAAGACAGAGAACCCCAGCCCGCCUGGAGUGACAGACACCUAUUCAAAUGCCUCCCCACCACCACAGUCUCCGACUCCGCUUGAGACCGAAACCGAAGCAGGUGCUGAAGGCGGCAGAGACCCGGCGGUGACGUGCAUUACCAGUUUGACCGCCUCAAAAUAUAUUUAUAGAUCUCUUUUGCUGUCACAGUUAACAUCACAAGAAAUGGAGUUGGUGUUUUUGUUUUUAACUAAAGAAAAAGGAGGAAAGGAAAAAGAAAAAGAGGAGAGGAGGAGGAGGAGGGGCCUCCAAGAUUUUGUGCCCAGGGGCCUCUGCUUCCUAAAUCCGUGCCUGGAUGCUAUAGGUAAAAUGAUCAACACAUCGUGGACUUUCUCUUGGAUGGGGCAGCGUGUGGGCCUGCUGCUGUCAUGGUUCCAGAAAGCAGGAAGAGAAACAAACAAACUGGCCUCCAAUAAGAAGAAAGAGAGACUGCUGUCGAUAUUCGCCAACCACUGUAGUUUUGUGACGGGUCAGAGGUUGAGAAGGGCUUUUCAGAUUGGGGAGUUGUAUUCAAACCUGUACUCCGAGAGAACCAGGUGGACACUUGCGGGCAGCAUAUGGCGGCGGCUGCAGAGCAAACACGCUCCGGCGGGAAAACUCAUCGCUGCGCUGGCUGGAGACUUCAUGUGGGAGGAUGAGAAGAUCCGAGAUGAUGAGCUGAGGAGGUGUGCAUUGGAGCUGCAGGCAUUGGAGGGUGUGCGAAGCCAGAGUGGAGUCUCAAAGGCUGCUGUUGUUGUGGAUCCGGGAUGGGAGGUGGUCAUGGAAAAGAAAAACUUCAGAGUGUGGAGGAGGCCAAUCCAGGGUAGCCAUCUGUUUGAGUACAGAGUGUUUGGUUCAUACACUGAUGUCACCCCCCGGCAAUUCUUCAACGUUCAGUUGGACACAGAGUACAGGAAAAAGUGGGACGCAUUAGUUAUCAAACUGGAAGUGGUGGACAGGGAUGUCAACACGGGCACUGAGGUUGUUCAUUGGGCAACGCGUUUUCCAUAUCCUAUGUACUCCAGAGACUACGUCUAUGUGCGCCGUUAUCACUUUGAUGUGGAGAACAGCUUGAUGAUCUUGGUCUCUAGAGCCGUUAAUCAACCCAGUGUCCCAGAGACCCAGGAAUUUGUCAGAAUUAACUCUUACCAGUCUAAGAUGGUCAUCCGGCCACAUAGAUCUUUUGACGAGAACGGCUUUGACUACCUGCUGACUUACAGUGAUGACCCUCAGACGGUCUUUCCUCGCUACUGCGUCAGCUGGAUGGUAUCGAGUGGCAUGCCAGAUUUUCUGGAGAAGCUUCACACAGCUGCACUCAGAGCUAAAAACAUGGACGUAGAUGUCCAAGACUACGUCAGCAUUGUCAAACCUAUCCAAUCCACUCAAGAACGGCUAGGAGCUGACAACCCUCACACCGGAGGCCCAAGUCAGAUCUAUGCCUGAGUGUCUAGCCACAGGGAAUAGUGGAUGCUUGAAGUAUUUUUAGUAACAUGAAUAAUGGGACUGUGCUGGACAACUCAGCUGUUUGCCAUUUUGACCACACCUGCACUAGCUGUCUUACUAAGUGGUUAUGUUCUCAGUUUUUUUUUAGCUGUUUGUUUGCUUCCUCUUUCUGUGGGGUGCACAGAACCAAACUGCUGAGAUGAGCCGAAGUUACACAUAUAACAGAAGAUGCUUCUGCCAAAGCAGUAUUUUCUCCCACAAUUCUUUAUCUUAGGUCAUUAAAUCAUCAAAAUUAAGCAUGGUGUUGAGGUGCAAAAAAUAACGAGAUGAUAGGAAAAAACAUUAACAUGCACCACAGGCUUGAAUUUUAGGAAGUUGCUUGUGCACAAAGCAAUGUUUUUUUCUUUGUGGUUCUCCUUUCCAGCUUCUACUGUGAUGUUCUGCCCUUGGCAGCACCAGACUUAAUCACUGUUGCCCUCAUUUACUUUGCAUGAGUGUGUGUGAAUGUUCACUGCCAGUAAAACCCAAACAGCCUUCAUAGGAUCACGAGAACUCCUCUGGAAACAAAAGAGAGGUGUGUCUUAUGCCAACCGCAACAUCCUAACGAACAUGCUCAGAAUUGUGGGGGUUUGUGUGUCUGAGAAUCUUUGUUACACAUGUUUAUACUUAAAAAAAAAAAAAAAGGAAGAUUAAAAACCUUGUCGAAUAGUAAAUUGGUACAUUCAAACACAAUUUUAUAGAAACAUUGAAACAUAAAUUAAUAGGCUUAUUAAAGGAACAUUCUGGGUUCAUUGCAAGUUAAAAUCAAUCGACAGCAUUUUUGAUUAUCUAGAUUACCACAAAAAUAAAUUGACUCGUUGCUCCUUUUCUUUUAAAAAAGCAAAAUUUGGGAUUCCGUGUACUUACAAUGGAAGUGAAUGGUGCCAAUCCGUAAACAUUAAAACAUGUAAACAAUAUGCGUGUUAACAUCAUUUUAGUUUGAUAAAAUCACAUACUAACCUUUUCUGUUUAAAAGGUGUAGACAAAUUUACAACUUCGCUACCAUGACGAUGUAAUGUCAACAAACCCUAAAAUGAUUGAAAAUCACGAUUUAAGCAGCUUUACAGCUCAAGUAAUACAUGAGUUUUAACAGAAGAAUUAAUAUGUUAAGUGCUUUUAUAAAAUUAUAAGAUUCACAUUUCUAAAAUGUCCAAAGAUUUACCCCAUUCACUUCCAUUGUAAAUACCUCAAUGUAACCUUGAUUUUUGCUUCUUUUUUUUUUUAAGAAAAGGAGGAAUGAGUUGAAAUAGUUUUUUGUGUUAAUCAUCAUUGUGCCACAAAUUCUGUCAGUUGAUCUUAACUUGCAUUGAACCCGUAAUAUUUUUUAAUGCGGAUUACACAUCAUGCAAGUUAUAUUUUGACUUUGAAAAGUUGUCCUAAAUCAUGCUGAUAUAAAUCAGAAUGUUUGCUGUUUUGGUCUCCGUCCAAUUGUUUGACCUUUUGUCACACUAAUGUAUGUCAUUUUAUACCAGUGAUGUUGAAGUUACUGCACAUCAUUUUGCAUCAGACAAGAACAGAAUUUUAAAACAAGGUUUUGUAAAUCAUCUGAGGCAAUUUGAAGGUACACUGCAAAUAGAUUUGUUUUUAUUUUAUUUUAUUUAAUUUGUGUGUUUUGUUGUCGCCUUAUGAUGUCUGCAGCAGAGCAUUUUAAAAGGAAGACUGUUGCUUGUGGUCUAUUGAAUCCCAAGGUCAAAUUUUACUCUGAUGUUUUGUGCAUAUAUAUAUAUAUACAUACAUACACACUCUUGUAUAACAUCCAGAUGUCCUUUGUGUAAAUGAGGGUAGCACUUGAAAAUGGCAUGACACUUUUCUUGAAACAUACAAAACAGGAAUUGAAUAUAUAACAGAUUAUUAGAUGGGUUCCUGAACCUUUUAUUAAUAAAAGUAGCUAAUAAUAGGCAUUAUUUGGAAUGAUGGAAUUAUGAGUUACACUUACAAAUGGUCCCCACAAAUGGUCCCCUGAAAAGCCAGUCAUUUCUGCAAAAGGAUUCCCGACCAAGUAUUGAGAGCAUAACUGAACAUAAUUAUUUGAAGGUUGACUUUUUUUGUAUUAAAAACACUUCUUUUAUUGGUCGGAUGAAAUAUGCAAAUUUUUUGAGAUAGGAAUUUUGGGUUUUCAUGAGCUGUAUGCCAAAAUCAUCAGUAUUAAAACAAUAAAAGACCUGAAAUAUUUCAGUUGGUGUGCAAUGAAUCUAAACUAUAUGAAAGUUUAAUUUUUAUCAUUACAUUAUGGAAAAUAAUGAACUUUAUCACAAUAUGCUAAUUUUUUGAGAAGGACCUGUAUAUAUGUAUAUAUGUAUGUAUGUAUAUAUAUAUAUAUAUAUAUAUAUAAAAUCAAAGACAAUCAGUUGUUACUGAUUUCAGUAGCGUUUUUUGUGUUUUGCUGAUUUUAUAAACGUAUUGUCCACAAUGGUCAGUCAAUUUAUUUGGUUUAAAUAUUUUCUGCUCAUCUUUAUGUUUGUUAAAAGCAAACAUUGUAUUCAGAAAUGCACUUACAAUGAAAGUAUAAUGGGGCAAGUGCUUGAGUUGCAUUAUUUUCUGUGGUAAAAACUUGAUAUUUACCAAGGUUUAUAUGCAUAUAAAAAUACAAAUGUACAAAUCCUCCUGGAGUUGUGGAGUGUCUUAUAUCUUGGUUCUGUUUCUCAGUAAAGGGUUUAAAUAGGAGCAUCCUGAAUGUUUGGUUAUAUCCUUGCAUUCUAUAUCUUCGAUAUUCCUACACAUUCAUAAGAUUGAAGUUACAUGGUGUUUGAGAGUACUCCACUUAUGAAUUUAAAGUAUCUGAUGCAGUAAUAAAACGUGAAUCAAUUUAAUGCAUUCUAUAGCUUUUUUCACUUUUUCUACUAUCUAAAGUGUUCUACUGUAAUUUCAACUAAAUUAAAGUUGGAUUCGUUUAUGUAUGAAUGAGUAGGAAAUGUGAAAUCAGGAGCAUGAGAAAUUAAGUUUUUUGCUCCAAUGUGAAAAUAAUCCAUCCAAUUAAUUAAUU